GCCUUACCGCCCCAAAAAACCAGAGACUACCCCGCCAUAGGCAGGAAGACCUUCAGCAACCAAAUUGGAAGGCAUCGCUCGUUGGCUCUUACCCCACCAUCUCGGCUUCAGCCUUGCUCGCUCCCACCCCUCCGAAGCUCUUUUCCACCAUUUUACUUCCUCCCUUCCCAACUGACCUCACCACUGCAACAGCGACUUUCAAUCUCACGCACCUCGUCACGUCUGACCUGCACGAACUUCACCUCGUCUCCUCAACAAGCGGCUUACCCACGACCUUUCCCUCUCUGCCUCGAAGCAUAUUGCCCUACCGCCGACACCCUCAGCUCGUCGCAUCGUCACCGACUGUUGAAAGCGGCCGAUUGCGUCACGCGACUCCCUCAACUCACGUACAAACCAGGAAGACAGUCUUGGGCGAUAAGGCCACACGCAGACGGAGGUAGAACUGCUGCGAGCACAAUGGCGCCGACAUCGACCUCCCAGAAGGCGAUGACCACCCAGUUCGUUCAGUUGACGGGUGCAAGCGACAGAACUGCACAACGGUACCUGAAGAACGCCGGAUACAAGCUCAAUGAAGCUGUUGAUGCAUACUUCUCUGGCGGUAGUGGAACUUCCACACCCACGACUUCAGCGCUCGAUACUUCGUUGAAUCAAAUGUUCGACAAGCUACGAGAUGACUCAAGAGACGAGAAGAACACACUGGGCCUUGACACUACGAUGGCGUACCUCGGCGACCUGGGUGUCAACAUCGAGAAUGCUGAGCUGCUAGUCGUGAUGGAACUCCUUCAGGCACCUUCUGUUGGAGAGAUUACCAGAAAAGGCUUCGUUGAUGGCUGGAAGGCGUCUGGUGCUGCAACGCGUCAAGCACACGUCUCCCACAUCAAGUCACUGGUCAGCAGUCUUUCAACUGACCCUGCUUACUUCAGAAAGGUGUACCGGCACACCUUCGUUGCCAGCAAGGAGCCGACCCAGAAGGCACUCAACCUUGAAAUUGCUACAGUCUACUGGAACGUCCUCUUUUCGCCACCCGGCUGGGAGUGGAAGACGAAAAACCAGGAGUGGCUGCAGCUGUGGUUGAAGUUCCUCGAAGAGAAGUGGACCAGAUCUGUUAACCGUGACAUGUGGAACCAGAUUCUCGAGUUUGCGACCAAGUCCAUGGCAGAUGAGACAUUGUCUUUCUGGAAUGAGGAUGGAGCAUGGCCCAGUGUGAUUGAUGACUUCGUGGCUUGGUGCAAAGAGAGAGGGAUUGGCAAGUCCGAGACAAUGGACUUGGACGCCUGAAGGCAUUUACAGCAGACCAUGGAUCGGUCUCGCCACACGAGGCCGAAACUCACGACCAAAGGUCAUCAAGAUAAUGACUGGGACGAAUCCGACGACGAUAGGAGGAGUGCAAAUCAGCACCCCUUCCCCACACACUUGGUACAUAUCAGCGGGACGUCGUCUAUCGACAGCCAGGCCGCUGAAACCACAGAGAAAGGCUGCAUCGAGAGGCCAAAUAUCAUGACCAGUGGUAGAGAUUUUCAGCAUUAGCCUAGCGCAUGCAGUUAUGGACUGCGAAUAACAGAUUGACAAAAGCU
Colletotrichum acutatum is the source of this 1574-nucleotide messenger RNA. Its product is annotated as Cullin binding-domain-containing protein. The record is from RefSeq and is a predicted model, not a curated record. Gene Ontology annotation, cellular component: ubiquitin ligase complex. Gene Ontology annotation, biological process: protein neddylation. Lineage: Eukaryota; Fungi; Ascomycota; Sordariomycetes; Glomerellales; Glomerellaceae. Gene Ontology annotation, molecular function: cullin family protein binding; ubiquitin-like protein binding; ubiquitin conjugating enzyme binding. The transcript is spliced from 5 exons. The coding region runs from base 457 to 1278 and encodes 273 amino acids.